Scophthalmus maximus (turbot) is the source of this 4960-nucleotide messenger RNA. It is a transcript of the gene zdhhc5b, whose product is annotated as zinc finger DHHC-type palmitoyltransferase 5b. The record is from RefSeq and is a predicted model, not a curated record. Bases 1382 to 3568 code for a protein of 728 amino acids. The transcript has 12 exons. Lineage: Eukaryota; Metazoa; Chordata; Actinopteri; Pleuronectiformes; Scophthalmidae. Gene Ontology annotation, molecular function: palmitoyltransferase activity. Gene Ontology annotation, biological process: protein palmitoylation.
GGCAAGACAAUUCGCAUGCUCGGCAUUAUGUGCUCGCCUUACCCGCUCUUCGUGGUGACUGUUUAUCCGGAAGUAGCCACACGUGUCCAGUCAGUGGCAACGUUUCGAUUAAGCGAGUAUGAAAGCACCAUGCUAGCCAGAGACAUCUAGCAGCUCACUGAGCCAGGGGGGGGGAAGAAGACGAGUGGAAAAAGAACACAAGGACUACAAUGCAUCAGCCAACAUAACAUCACUGUUGCACGUGACUUUAUUUUUGAGAUACAAAAUGGAAAAAGAGGUCUAUCUGCAGACAAUUUGGAGGUUUCGGAGGUCUCUACAUGCAGCCCGAGCCAAGCGCACUGACACCUUGGUGACAUACACGGGGCUCCUUUUUGGAAUGAGCUGAUUUUUGUCCCCAUAUUGACACAAAGACUGAAGGCAGGGGUCUCAAAAGAUCCAGGGGACUUAUCUUGGGAAUUUUUGACUGGUAAAGGCAAGGAUGGGCAUCAUUUAAAUCAUUUUUUUGUUUUGUUUUUAGCAGCCAUAAAAAAUAGAUUCCAGCUGGACUUUUGUUUGAUGCUGAGUUUAGUUGUUUUCCCCUGCUGUCUUGGUUUGAAACGCUGAAACUGUCCCUCCUGCCACCAUCCUCAGUUUCUUCCACCCACCCAGUGCCUAAAUAAGCCCUCUCGGGACAAUCACAGAAGUUCAUCAGCAGCUGCUACGCUCAAUCCUCUGCCUGUUCUCCUCCAUGUGCUUCUGCUCUCAGCCUGCAGGCUUUCCAGCCACUACCUUUUUUAUUUCCUGGUUGUUUCUUUUCAUAUUAAUUUUUCUCAAAUCGGCAUAAUCAGAACUCUCACGCAGUCAUUAUGUAAACACAGAGUUUUAAGACUGGAAAAAAACCUACAUUGCGCCAAUUGUUCACGCACGGCAGUGUAAGGGUUGCACUGGUGCCAGGGGGCAGCGAAGGUUAGAUUUAUGUGUACAGUUGCAUCAAAGCCAUAAAAAAUAUUUAUGAAUUACCUACACAUAUUUUUGUAUCACAUUGUUCUUGUAAAGUUUUGCUCUUAUAUGCUUCUAUAAAAAUUAUGCACACAAAUAUUUACUACGAACUGCACACACGCAAGUAGAGCUUUAUAUUCCUAUAUGAAAAUAAGAAAUCUCUGUAUUUUGAGGGAUUAUAUCAGUGCUGGGUGAUACUUUGUGUGGUGACAGAGAGAUUCUCUCAUGUUUCUAUUGAGCUGCUGCUUUGCAUAGUGUUGGUUUCCUUUUCCAGUCUGUAGUCAUGACCCCUCCCACACAAAGGCCAUAUUUGCUAUUUUGACCCGUCAAGCACACUUUACAGUAGGUAGACAGUAGAUAUCUACCUCUCUCUCUUUCUUCCUCCCCUCUCUUUCUGUCUCUGAUGCCGGGCUUCAGUGGUGGGGGGGUUGGGGGAGGAGUAGGUGGCCCAGUUUCUGCUCCUCCCCGUCCAUUUCGACCCAGCCGAUAUGUCCCGGUGUCCGCAGCCACCUUCUUCCUUGUUGGAUCCACCACCCUGUUCUUCUGCUUCACGUGCCCGUGGUUAUCAGAGUACUUCUCCUCUGUCAUUCCCGUCUACAUUGCUGUGAUCUUCCUCUUCACCCUCGCCAACUUCUGCAUGGCCACUUUUAUGGACCCUGGAGUCUUCCCCAGAGCGGAAGAGGAUGAGGAUAAAGAGGAUGAUUUCCGUGCUCCGCUCUAUAAGACAGUGGAGAUCAAAGGCAUCCAGGUGCGGAUGAAGUGGUGCUCAACCUGCCGCUUCUACCGCCCGCCGCGCUGCUCACACUGCUCAGUCUGCGACAACUGUGUGGAGGAUUUUGACCACCACUGUCCGUGGGUGAACAACUGCAUUGGCCGGAGGAAUUAUCGCUACUUCUUCCUUUUCCUGCUAUCACUUACCACCCACAUCAUGGACGUAUUUGGAUUUGGCCUGGUUUAUGUCCUACACCACCGCCAGCAGCCUGAUACGCCACAUGCUGCUGUCACCAUGGCUGUGAUGUGUGUGGCUGGUCUGUUUUUUGUACCAGUUGCUGGCCUGACUGGGUUCCACAUAGUGCUGGUGGCCCGCGGUAGGACCACAAAUGAACAGGUGACAGGAAAGUUCCGGGGUGGUGUGAACCCCUUCACCAACGGUUGCUUGAGGAAUAUCUCAUAUGUGCUCUGCAGCUCUCAGGCCCCCAGAUACAUGGGCCGGUUGCGGAGCCCUCCUUCUGUGGAGAUACAGCCGCCAUUUCUUCGACCGCCUCUCAGUGAGGCCCAGCUGGAAGCCAAGGUCCUGGACAACGGCAUCCAGAAUGACCGACACAGUGCCAGGUCCAAGAGCAGUCUCGAUCAGAUGGAGAGCCAGUCGGCUGACGCUGAGCCUCCACCUCCUCCAAAGCCAGAACUGCGUUACCCUGGCCUGCCCCGUGCUGACACGGAGGAGAGCAGUUUGUUGACUGACGCUCCACCAACACCGUCGAUGUACAAGUACCGACCGGCCUUCAACAGCCCAGGAAGGAACCACACUGCCCUCACACAUCCCAACAAGAUGAUUCGUGGGGAAAGUCUUGACUCUCCAUCUUCCUCUAUCCUCCAGUCCAGCCGCCAGCCAAGCUAUCGCUCAGAGCCGAGCAGCCUGGACGGGGCCACAGUGGUGGGGGGAGGUGUAGGGGUGCGCAGAGGGGCAGGGGAGAGGGGGGAGGGCCCCGGAGGCCCUGGCGGGACCACUGGGGGGGUGUCGGGGGGCAUGUCAGGUUACUCCCUGACUGGGCGCUCCUACACCUCGUACCCAUCCUCUCUCAUUCUGUCCACUGGUGGCUCGCAUUCCUCCAGCCUGCGCUCAGCACACACGGCACACAACCCGCUGGCCACGCUCCAAUCAGAAGGCACCACAGACACCAGUUACAAAAGCCUGGCCAAUCAGACACCUCGGAAUGGCAGCCUGUCCUAUGACAGCCUACUGACUCCAUCCGAGAGCCCAGAGUUCGAGUCAGCCGCCCACGAGCUGUCACCGCAGAAGCCUCAUGCACCGUUUCCCUUCGCUACUAGAACAGGCCAGCCUGAGGUGGGGUCGCCCAGUGCCCCGCUGCAGGGCUAUAUGUCGCCCUUCCUCUCAGCUCAGAUCGCCCAGCAGAGGGAGGGGCAGCUGCUCCAGGGCUCUGCCACUUUCUCCUCCCCUCACAGGGCCUACUUGCGUGCUGUCAGUCCUCCACCUGCCUCCUCUGCUGGGCCUCAUGAGACCCAGAUCCUGCUCCUGCAUAACCACGACUCCUCUACCCGAGGUCCUCGUAUCCCUUCCUCCUUAUCCUCAUCCCCUGGGGCUCGCUCACUCGAGCCCCCUGUCUCCCCGCCACCUCGAGGCCUCUCCCUUGGCAAGUCCCUAACUUACAGUGGGGAGGCAGGGCCUCAGCACAAGCCUCGACCUGCCGGAGGAGGCACUGUGCUGGGAGGGGGAGGAGCUGGAGGAGGGCAACAGGCUCCACAAUUCACUACUCGCCCAGUUUUGGCCAAUCACACCACAUCCAAACCAGGGGGCGGGGUGAAGAAGGUGACCGGCGUCGGUGGGACCACUUACGAGAUAUCGGUUUGAGUGACGGACGUCCUUCAUGAUCUAUCACGUAGGGGAAAAUUCCCCGGACAACUUCCACUUGUCUCUUGAUUGAGCUGGAUAUUAUCCACGACUGCUGGCCCCUCAAAAAUUACGGUUUUCUGCUGCAAUGGACUAAAGGAGCAAUCCUGUCUGGUACUUCUUUGUAAUGCCACUGGCCCUUCUUCUCUGCCAGCCUUUCUGAUUUGAACAAAGGGGAACCGGGGACACUUGGUUAACUUUUUUUCCGCAGGAUCAAUUUGUGUCCAUCUCGUUACUUUGUGAGCCAUAAGACUGAUGUGAUUGCAUCACCACUGCUGGGUACAGAUAUGUCUAUAGAACACACAUAGCUAUUCACUGAUUCGCUGUUUUACUUUGGUACAUUAGCACAGUACGGAGUACUGACAGCAGCAUCCUCCAUGUAAGGAAAAGAAGGAAAUUAAAGACGGAGGAUUUAGGACUUGACCAAAUUGAAACGCCUUCGCUUCCAAUGUCUGAACGGACCACGCGGCCUGGUUAUUAGUGGAGAGUCAUAGAGAGUAGAGUCCAACCUUUAAACACAGUAUCAUUUAGUUUUAUAAAUCUUUUUUAAAUAUUGUUUUAUAUACAUGUAUAAAAUCUUACAGAUUAUUAUUAUUAUUGGCUCAAAUUGUCAGGUAUUGAUGGUGACUAUUGAUAAGGGUGGCAGAUGUACUGUGUAAUUAUUCAUGAAAACGAUUUCGAAUCAGUUGCCUGUUUGUAUUCGAUGGCUGCAUCAGCCACUCAUGAGCUCUUGCUGGAAUUUUUCAAAGUCCAAAGAGAAAGAUGAUCCUUUGAGGACGGCUGACGUGGCGAUAUCACCGAGCGUCAUUAUUGAAAAGCCACAAAGAAAUUCUGAAUACAGUUCCAGCACAAGCAUCUUUGUGGAAUGUACGCUUGUCAUGUUAAUGUUAGAGACAUUAUGCAAAAUCUGUUUAUAGCUUUAAGAUCAUGUUAUGUCUGUUUGUUUUUGGUUUUUUUCUUCUUCUUUUCUGUAAUGUUUUGUCAGAGAUGCUAACAGAACCUUUAACGGAUGACCAGCCAAAUAGUUGCAGCGAAGGAAGGGGCUUAUUUAUUUCACCAGACAAGACAACUUUGUAGUUCUGGACACAAUUUCCAACCGGUCUCUCCCAGUUUCCCCUUUUUUUUUCUUCAAAAAGAAAGAUUAUAAAUGAAAUUGUAUAUGCAAUAUGCCACUCAGUAGAUUUAUUUUUCCUGAUGAGGGACUGGUUUGCAAAUGGAGAUUGUUUGUUUUGUGGUUUUUUUGCCUUGAGACCAUUCAUAGUCGAGCAAGCAAAUUUGUAUUUUUUUUAAGUGUUUUUUUUUGUUUUUUACACUUCUGAGGAAAAAAAAAAAAUAAUGAUCAGUUGAGUUUUU